Leptosia nina is the source of this 2214-nucleotide messenger RNA. NCBI's taxonomy places the organism in Eukaryota, Metazoa, Arthropoda, Insecta, Lepidoptera, Pieridae. The record is from the annotation of a GenBank genome assembly.
AUGAUUAGAGCAAAUCCUACCACCGUGUUGACAGUACAACAGAGCUCCAGACACAAAACUCCAAUAACAGCACCGGUACCAGUUAACCCGGAAAAGCAAAGACAGAUUGAGAAAGAGAAGGCUGAAACAGUUCAGCUAAUGUUAGAAAGAGAGCUCAAAUACAUAAGGGACCUGAGAAACGAAUUGCUCAAAGUGCCCGAUGUCCGAAAACAAGCAGAGUUGGAGUCCGCAGAACAGCGCUGCUCAAAGUUGCAGCACAAAAUAGACUCCAUCAUGGCUGGACAGCCCGACGUCGUACCGAUCGCGCCGUCGACGCCGCGCCUAGCACGGUCCAAAGACACCAACGACAAACCGACACCGAAUACCGGUUUCCUAAGCGGUUUACCGAGAUCGCUGAGCAAUUUAACCGGACAGAGUCUCAGGAACCUGAGACAGGCGAGGCAGAACAAGUUCCAGCAGGAGAACCAACCGCCGUUGAACAGGCAGAACUCUGAAGACGGGAAGAAGAGGCACAAUAAUACAGUGCCGAUGGUGCCUACCACUUGCUUGGAUAACUCACCACCACCCUUACCACCGAGGUCGAUAGAACGACCGAAAAGGAAUCCCUUGACUCCGCCCAUCACGACUACAGCGGAUAGUAUGAAACAAGUGAACCCCCUAGCAAUGCCAAAACCGUCAUACUACAAAUACAACCCGUCGGUGUACCGCGAGGAGUUCCGAAGAUCCUCCCACUCGCUGGACGGCGAGCUCGAUGGACCGCAACCCAACUCGAUAGCUUUGCAAAUGAGCUAUCCACUCGUUAAUGUACCACCGCCGCCGUUGUUGAACGACAACCGAAAUAGUGUGCCAGUGAUGCAUGUAAGAAGUCAGUCUUCACCAGAGCAUUUAGACCACGAGUUACCGAGAUCGAGCGGUGUAAUUGAAAAGGAGGCGUGGUCUCGAGGGACUCCACCCCCCGGCACGCCCCCGCCACCAUAUCCACAUUCCACACAACCAUGUUCGGACCCCCAGAGAGCGAUAAUCUCAAUGGAAGAAGACGACUCGCCGACAUCAGACAAUAUGACGUACGCCGGUUUAUUCUCAAAUUUGCGUACUGUGAGAGAAUCGAAGCCUAGAAUGGCUGUACUUAUCAACUGGCUGCUUGGUGAAAGACGAUGCGCAUGCGCAAGUCUGUUGUUGGUGUUGACGGAUGCGUACCGCGCGGCCGGUGGAGUGGGCGCUUCGACGCUACGACGCUGGGCAUAUGAAAUACAUUCCGUCUUUCUUAUGCCAAGCGCGGUUCUACACUUAAAUGGUGUUGAUGAGAACAUGGCCAAUGAAAUCGAACACGUGUUAGUAAAUGAAUACGAAAAAGAGGAGAUCUUACGAAACGUGUUUCGCAAAGCGAGACGGCAAGCGAAAGACGAGUUGGCGCGGCAACUGAGCGAGUUUCAAGUGAAGAGGCAACUGGGCCUGGCUACACUGUACGGGCCUGACGAUAAUACGUUGCAGUUGUGUGAUGUGGAUAAGUCACAGGAAGUUGUAGUGGUGGAACGUAUAAUGUGUCAGCGGUUACGCGCUGUCGCUCAGGGAGGGCCGUGCGGUCCGUGCGGUUCGAGCGUAGCGGGGAGCGGAAACGCUGCGGGUUCGCCCGAAGCACAUUCCGCGCUGUUGGCCGCUCUGGUGGCCGCUGCGCUUUGCUUGCACUGUCGACCGGCGUCUGUGGCCGCGGCAGUCGGUGGCUCCCGGCCUUCAUUUCUUCAACGUGACAAGUUGUACAAGCAGAGGCUCAAACAGCUGACCAAACAGCAUCCACAACCGUUUGUAGUCCGCGGCCAUCAUUUGCAGUUGCGUGCACUAACUUCAGUGGCUGACUGCCAUCACUGUGAUAUGACGAUAGGGGGGCUCGCGCCACAAGCUGUGGUGUGCACAGAUUGCAACUUGCGCUUGCACCGCGAAUGCGUCCGCAAAGUGGAGGAGGGAUGCUGCUUAGACGGAGAACAUCAUAACAACCGGAUAUCACGAUUUAUGGAACGGAUACAUCCGAAUAAUAUGCCCGGUCAAGAUUCCAACGACAGAAAGUCGCGGAAGUCAUCGGGAACGGCGAAUUUUCUCAAUAUGGAACGGAGUUUUCGCAAAAUGGAGGACGAGCCAACCUGGGAUCAGACUCUCACACCGGUACACAAUCAAGGUAAGUGUUGUUUUUCAUACAAGUUUCCAAGAGAUGAGAAGUGA